AAAAAAUUAAAAUCAAUUAUUAAUCCCGCAAUUAAAAGUAGCUUAAUUAGUUAGAAAUACAUGAAUGAAAAUUAGCUAGGAGAUUUAUCCUAUUAAAAUAUGAAAUUCUUAAAUGAAGAAAACAUAUCUAAGUUUUUGCAUUGCCCAAUAUGCAAAAAGAUUUUUAAUAAUCCUAAGCGCUUGCUAUUGUGUGGAGAUACUUUUUGUGAGAAAUGUUUGCAGGUUAAUGAUAGUAAAAAAAAAGGAGAUGUAAAAAAAUGCUUUGCUUGUGGUUAAACCUAUAAUUAACAACAAAUCCAAGAUGAUUUAAUACCUAAAAAGAUUAUAGAAGACAUCAAAGUUCAGUGUACAAGAACAAAAGAUUGCUAGUGGGUUGGUAUUCUAUAAGAACAUAAAAUUCAUAUAUAAAAUAAUGAGUGUGUUGAAUAACCAGAAUAAGAAAAGAAGUAAAGUGAAUGA
Tetrahymena thermophila SB210 is the source of this 459-nucleotide messenger RNA. Its product is annotated as RING-type zinc-finger, LisH dimerization motif protein. The record is from RefSeq and is a predicted model, not a curated record. Gene Ontology annotation, molecular function: ubiquitin protein ligase activity. The transcript is spliced from 2 exons. Gene Ontology annotation, biological process: ubiquitin-dependent protein catabolic process; protein polyubiquitination. Lineage: Eukaryota; Ciliophora; Oligohymenophorea; Hymenostomatida; Tetrahymenidae.